GUAUGAGCGCCUCAACGCAAUUUGACCGAACAUUCAGCUCUAUGUAUGGAAGUAUGCGUAUAGGAGGACCCAACGUGGCUUGGUGCGCAUCUCAGAAUGAUGUCAAUCAAUAUCUCCAGUUUGACAAUAUUCUCGAUUACAAAGUUACUGGGAUUACAACAGUGGGGACUGGAAUGGUCCCAAGUGGAACAAAUGCAUCAUGGGUAACAAAAUAUCGCGUGGGUUACAGUAGCGAUGAAAAGGUCUGGUUGGAUUAUCUUGAGAACAGCAGUCCAAAGGUCUUUAGUGGAGGAAGUGACCACGUAGUUCCAACUAAACACCUUUUAAUAAACGCAUUUGUGGCUCGAUAUGUGCGUUUAAUUCCAACACAGUGGCAAAACUGGAUCUGUAUGAGAGUAUCCCUGCACGGCUGUGAAGAUAAUUCCUCGCCUGUUGGUGUUGAACAGCAUCUGAUCAAAGAUUUGAAAGGAUCGUUUUACCACGAUAACCCUACGUUUGGGCGUCUACAUCAACUCAAAGGGUUUAGAAGUUUGAACGAGUAUACGCCAUCUUUUUACCAGAUAGGGCUACAAAUAUCUGGAGUUGUUGUCAAAGCUAUUGCAAUGCAGCCUAGUUAUGUUAACGCAGAAGGUGUUUGGUCGUAUUAUUUGUCCUAUAGUCCGUCUGGUCAACUAUGGACCGAUUACUUAGAAAAUGGCAGUGCCCGUAUAUUCAGUGGAUUUCGAGAUCGAUCCAGGGCUUUAAGAGCUGUCUUGCUCCAACCAAUCACUGCUCGCUUUGUUCGAUUUUAUCCCACCAGAUGGAAACAAUUGCCCAGUCUCACAGUAGAGCUUUAUGGAUUCAAUGCGUGUACAAACGCACUGGGGCUGAGUACAGGUGCUCUAUCCAACUCUGCAAUAAGGGCCUCAUCGUAUCUGAAUGGAAAUGAGCCUUGGAAGGGAAGACUCGAUGCUAGUGGGAUUUGGUGUUCAGCGAUGACUGAAAAUACUGAUUCCAGCUAUUAUCUUCAAGUUGAUCUGGACUAUGAAACUAUCAUAACUGGAAUUAUAACCGUUGGGGAUGCAGCAACAUCAAGGCGUGCGCGAUCAAUAGCCGUUUCUUUCAUGGAUAGCAAAGGGUUUUGGGAAAUUCUUGGUACUUAUGUUGCUAAUAAUCUUGAUUAUCAUUUAACGAAAAUUUGGCUAGAGCGUCCGAUAAAUACCAAAAGAGUGCGCGUCAGUCCAUCAUAUGAUGAAAGACCGUGCAUGAAGAUUGAAUUACUUGGCUGCAAAGACAAGCACGAGAACUGUACCUACCCCAUCGGCAUUGAAACAGGUCUUAUAAAGAACGAGUCAUUAUCAGCUUCAAGCACAUUAGGGCCUACGUUUAAACCUUGGUACGGCCGUAUUAACGCUAAUAUGGAGGGCGGAGGAUGGUGCGCACGACUGAACACCAGCAGGCAGUACAUGGAGGUGGACCUGCUCGAAGAUUAUAAGAUCACAAGGUUUAUGUUACAAGGUGUUGGAUCAUCGUGGGUUGAUCUCUUCUCUCUUGAAUAUAGCCAUGAUAGGUUCGCGUGGACAACAUAUGAAGAGGCAAAUCAAGAAGCAUUUGCUGGGACAAGUGUCAAUCAUACCAUGAAGAAAAUCCUCGCGACGCCAUUUACUGCUCGAUAUAUACGUGUCCUCGCUCUGCAUUGGCAACUGUGGAUAUGUAUGAGAAUCGAGUUUGGAGGCUGUAGAGUGGAUGAACCACUUGGCAGUGAAAACCAUAAAAUAGAAAGUAAGGAUUUCUCAUCCCUUGGUGCUGGAUCUGCAGAAAGGGCAAGACUAAACGUAAAUAGUUAUUGGCGUGCAAAUGACAAUUCAGGAGGUGACGAAUACCUAGUGAUUACUAUAUGUCCUUAUGGACGAACCAUCACAGCUAUAGCCAUGCAGGGCUUUGAGCAUUUUGUGACCGUGUUUACCCUGGCGUACUCUAAAAACGGAGCCGAGUGGUAUGAUUAUGUAACUGAAGGAAAGAUCAAGAUGUUCAAGAACACGAUUGACAAUCACUUGGCAACUAGACAUGUAUUAAAAACACCCCUAAAAGUAUCAUGGCUUAAGAUAACUCCCAUACAAUCAUAUGAGAGACCGAGAAUAAGACUGGAGCUUUAUGGCUUUGACACAUGUAUAGACCCCCUCGGAGUUGAUUCCCUCCCGCAAUCCGCCUUCUCUGCAAGUACCUUCAAAACAGGCAAUGAGCCAUGGAGAGCAAAACUCGGGGCUGCUAUCGGCGAGCACUGGUGCCCAGAGACUCCUAACGACCAGUAUAUCGCCAUAGACCUUGGAAAGGUGUUUAUUGUCACAGCAAUAGGAAUAGAAGGCGAUGAAGUCGGUGGUAAUUUCGUUCAUACGUUUCACUUGGGUUACAAAGAGCAGGAACAUGAACAAUGGGUUAUGUAUAGCGAGUAUAGUAAUGAAGAUGCAUUUGCCGCGGAAUUAUUGAAAGCAACAAACGCUCGAAAGCCGAAGGUUUUAACCAAGUUAAGGCGCAAACUUCAAGCUCGGUUUGUGAAAAUCAUGCCUUACGAUAAGAUUGCAUUACCUUGUCUGCGUGUAGAGUUUUAUGGCUGCAAAGUUUGCAACACAGAUCUUGGAAUUGAAAUCUACGAGUUAAACGAUGGCGCCUUCACAGCAUCCGGGUAUUUAAAUUCCCAGACUGCUCCUUUUAUGGCACGACUGAAUUCCGCGCGGGGACUGGGUGGGUGGUGCGCAGGGAGGAGCGAAACACGACCAUACUUGCAAGUUGACUUAUUUUGGGUUCGUCAAGUUAAUAAAUUGGCAAUACAAGGUCUUCUAGACAAUACAUCAUGGGUGAAGACGUUUACAGUCUCGUACCGGGAAGAUGGCAAAGACUGGCAGAACUACGUUGAAAACACCGCAGUGAAGCAAUUCCAGGGAAAUGUUGACGGCAACACUAUCGUUACACAAGAGCUGAACAUAUCUAGGGCGAGAUAUAUAAGAAUACAUCCACAGACGUGGCACACUUUACCUUGUAUGCGACUAGAGCUGUAUGGUUGUGAAGCAAAGGGAGAAAACAGCAAAGGCAAACCUCUUGGCAUGCAGAAUAAACAAAUUCCAGAUGACGACAUUACUGCAAGCUCUUUCUUGAAGUAUUACGAACCAUACUUUGCUAGAUUACAUAGAAUAGGUAAUAAUGCUUGGUUCACAUAUGGAAGCAAUAAAAAGAGAUUUCUUCUUAUUGAUCUUGGGCUUGGAAAAGUUACUGUAUCAAGAGUUGUCACACAGGGACGUUGGCGUUGCUGUAACGAAAUAAGCCAGUUUUAUCUCGCCUUUAGUCGGGAUGGCCUGUUUUUCUAUCGGUUCAAUGAACAUGGGAAAAGGAAGCUUUUUAGUAGAAACAGAUUAAGGACGAUGUCUGCGCUAGUUGAAUACAACUUACGUCUUGAUAUCAUCACUCGCUACGUCAAGAUUACAUCAGCUGUGCCAUCGUAUAUCCAUAUUGGAAUGCGUGUUGAGGUGUAUGGUCAUCGAGAAACUCCCUACUCGCUUAUUACAAGCUCAGACGAAAGUGUAGAUCACAACGUCACCUCAACAGGGAACCUGACCAAUUCACAAGAACAUGGCAAUCCUUUAUCUGGCAUAUCUUGGUGCCCUGAAUUCAAAGAUUCCAACUCAUUUCUUGCUGUAACAUUUGCGAGAGAUGUCAUGAUUUCUAAUGUGUCAGUUGUCACUCAAAGCCUUGAUGGAUUUUUUAUGUACUAUGCUCCGUCAGGCCAGAGUUGGCAGGUACUCAAAUACCAGGGUGUAACUAAGAUAUUAUACAACGGGGCACAUGUACUCAGAAAAAGUAUUGCCGCACAGAAAAUCAAAUUCAAGCCGAAGAGUUGGCAAAUAUUGCAUUGUGUCCAAGUGAAUUUGUUUGGAUACGAGACUAACGAUCCUCUUCUCCAAAGAAACCAGCCUUCAUUUUAUACAAUGACAGCUUCUAGCGAUCAGCAUCCAUUCCAUCCUACUAACGGCGUCUUUAACCUUGACAAUGUCCAUCAAGGAUGGUGCGCAAGCCAGAACGACGCUGACCAGUACUUAAAAAUAGAUCUUCGCUACGUACAUGUGAUAAGUUUUAUAGCAACACAAGGUGUUCAUGUUACGGGAAUGGAAGCGUGGGUUAGUUCGUAUUCUGUCGAAUACAGUGAGGAUGACAUAAAGUGGCGUUGGCAUCAACACAAAGGAGAAAAGGCGAUUACGGUGUUUAAUGGCAAUACAAAUUCUCACCUGGUGGUUAAGAACGCCUUUCUUCCAGCACUCGUCGGUCGUUACGUUAAGAUACAUCCCGUUACAUGGAACGGGAGCAUAUGCUUACGAGCUGAACUCUAUGGCUAUUCAGGAUAUCUUGUAGCUCUUGGGAUGAACACUGGGUAUAUUUCCGAUAAUGCCAUCAGCUCCAGUGCAAGUUUCUCUUCACAGACACUACCAAACUUUGCUCGCCUUCAUCGAGUCAAGGAAUUGGGGGGCUGGCAGGCAAACUCGAGCAUUGAUAAGUCUUAUAUAGAAGUUGAUCUUGGAGCUGAUAUGAUGAUAACAGGGAUAUCUACUCAAGGACCCGGGUUAAUAGCAAACAACUAUGUAACUAGUUAUAACGUAUCGUAUCGUCGUGAAAACAGUACAUGGACUACUUAUCAGGAAAAUGGAACAACGAAGGUGUUUCCCGGUAAUACCAACCAAUUCGCCGUGGUGACACAUAUUCUAAACGAAACCUUUAUUUCACGAUUUGUCCGCAUCAUUGUUAACACUUGGAAUUUAGGUGCAGCACUGAGGUUUGAACUCCUUGGACAAGAAAUUCCUGUAAUAGAUGGGGGUUUCACAGAGUUUACUAACUGGACAACGUGCAAUGCUACGUGUGGUGGUGGUUUACAGUCCAGGACAAGGAACUGCACUAACCCUGUGCCACGAAAUGGUGGCCAAAACUGUACUGGACCAUCAGAAGAGAUCAAAGCGUGUAAUAUUCAUCUUUGCCCAGCACCAAAUGUUACUACUCCCAAGACGAUAGUAUCAACCAAUCAACUCACAAAUUUUACCAUAAACAACUGCAACCAAUCACAAAUAAAGACUAUAAUCUUUGGAGACGAGUCUGUAAACGUCACGACAAAUGAAUGCACUUUCCAACACCAUUAUCCUAAACCCGGAAUUUUUGAACUGAAGAUCAGCAUUCCUCGGCAUGAAUAUAGCACGCUCGUGCUUUACGUCCAAGAAGAGGUUAGCGGGCUAGCUGUCACAUCUACUAGCAUGUAUUCUUUGGUACGGGAAGAGUUUUUCAUUAACUGGAAGUUGUCAAGAGGAACACUGCCUCAUUUGGUUGUCAACUUCACAGAUGGCACAGACGUUAACAUAACCGUAAUAAGUAGUGUCUACGAUGUGCAUUUUGGGAACACCACCCACAAAUUCAUGAGCCCGGGCACUUAUAACGUGUCCAUCGUGAGUUAUAACCUUGUAAGCAGACUGGAAAUAUUCACAGUGGCAUUUGUACGUAUCCCAAUAAUUAUUUCCAGUAUCAACGUGGAAUAUCAUGGCAUCUUUGAUCUGUAUUAUCAGCUUGAUAAUAUGACAGUCAAUGUUACCUUACGCAGUGGAGACUUGCCAACUUAUCGAUAUCAUAUGGGAAACGGUGUCAUUAUUUCUAGUGUAUUUCAAUAUUUAAACUACACUUAUCCAAACCCAGGGACGUAUAACUUAACGGUUGAGGUCAGCAAUAAGGCUAGCAGUGAUAACAUUACUAAAGUGAUCGAGGUUUAUCCUGUGGUUGCUAUAAACGACAAAGCACAUGUGGCUGCAAACAAUACUGUGAUUUCGACGCCAACUUUGGUUCAAUUCGACCUAGAUACUGCAAACCCGUAUGAAUGCAUUUUCAGCUUUGGCGAUGGGAAAUCGUUAAGAGUAUUAUCGACUUCCAACCUAACCAAUGUAUCCAACAUCUACGCAGUUUCUGGAACUUACACGAUAACAGUUCAAUGCUCAAAUGCGCUGAGUAGUAAAACUUUGAGCGUCGUUGUUGUGAUACAAGGAACUAUCAAAGGUCUUGUGUUUGUUAACGAUGGACCUAAAGAGAUGAAUGAGACAGUUACCCAUACAGCUACUGCUGAAGAUUGGGGCACAGACUCUUGCAUUUAUGUUGAGUUUGGCGAUGGUUCGUCUGCAGGUAUCGGAAAACAGCACUGCCAGACAAAAUACCCCGGCAUAACUUUCAAAGAGAAAAAUAACUCGACGUUUAUAUUCCAAAAUAUGUACUACAAAGUGAAGGUUUUUUACACCUCCAUUCACGCAUGGAACUUACUUUCGGAAUUUAAGGAACAAAAGAGAUUGCCAAUCCUGAAGAUUUCAUGUGGCUACCCAAACACAUCCAUUGUUGGGCUGUCCACCGACAUUGCAUCUCCAACUAAUAUCACAAGACUAACAGCUCUAACACUUGAGUCGGUUACUAAUGUGGUAUGUAAGGCGACAAAUAUCAAGGUAUUUUCCUGGACUUACUUCAAAACAUCUACCAGCAAGGAGAAGGUUGGAAUUGAAAAAAGUAUUUCAACGACAGAGUCUACAUUUCUUCAACCAAGUAUACUUGACUAUGGUCUUCAUGUUGUUCGGUUUAAUGUCAGUAUGUACAAACAAGCUGGAAUUUGGUCAAUAGCAGAUGUCUUUCUAGAUGUCGUCCCAAAUGAUUUAGAUGUUAAAAUAGAUGGGGGUCAAGAAAUUGAACGGGCAUUUGACAAAACUGUAUAUUUCGAUGGCGGGUUAUCCAAAGACCCAGAUUAUCCAAGCAAAUCAUCACUUUUUCUGCACUACUGGUUAAUUACCAUUGAUACAAGUAUGACUGAUUCGGAUGCCAUGGACGCCACACUUGGUAGACCAAUUGACGAUUCUCCUCAGUACAAUGAAGAUGAUUUUUGUAAUAUGUCUUUACCACGUCGUUUAUAUAAAGGUAGCUCAAGGAUUACUCUUUUCACUGGUAAAUUAGAAGUAAAUCAAACCUAUCUAAUAUUCUUGGUGAUAAAAUUAUCCGUGAGUGGAGUUACUCGAAGGAACGCUGCUUCUCAGCUGAUGACUGUAGUUGUUGGAGAUCCACCCGUGUGUAAUGUCAGAUGUUCAACAAACUGCAAAUCCAAAGUAAUUUUGACAGAUAAGUACUCAUUAUCAGCAUCUUGCGAAGAAGAAUCUUCAAAGAUUAUCACUUACAGUUGGGAGAUGCACAUUCAAGAUGCUUCUAAUCAAUGGCUACCUUUAAAUAAUCUCCAGAACUUAACUUCGACUGCUUUGGAUAAUCAAAACAUAGUUAUUAAACCAAAUGCACUUUUAGGCGGUAGAAAAUAUCGAUUGAUUAUGAAAGCCAAGAUUGUUGGUCGAAGAACUGGUCGUGUAUCGAUGCCGUUCAUUGUAAAUGAUCCACCGUAUGGCGGAAAAUGCACGGUAGAUUUUCCAAGUGGUUUAGCUGAUCAUACUAACUUUACAUUCAAUUGUUUUGGAUGGAAAGACGAUGAUGUGCCAUUGACCUACGAACACAGCUAUCGUAAUUCAUAUGGCCUGGCCACUACUCUUUAUUAUGGUUUCAAGACUAAAAUAACCUCCAUGCUGCCCGUCGGUGAUCCCACUUCAAAGUUUGUGAUCAUUGUUAACGCUAGAGUUUACGACUCGUAUCGUGCCUAUUCCGAGUAUCAGUUGCCAGUUGAGGUAAAACUACCGCCAACACCAAAGGGAGCUUUAUUGGAGGAUUUGGAAUCUGAUUUAUCUUCAAAUAACAGCGAGGCCAUGAAAUUGCUCAGUAAUGGUAAAGUCCAAGAAUUCGCACAAGUUGUCAACGCUAAAAUGUCAAUCGUGAAUGCACUUUCCACCAGUGAGAAGACCGAAGAAGGCAGAAAGAAAGGACAGGAGAUGAGAACUAAUGUUUUGAAGAACCUCCAUUCCGUAACAGUUGACAGUUUGCAAGGAAUAAACCAAAUUGGGCCUACAUUUGCAGCUACGACCAUCGCCAAAGACGAGGUUCCUUUAGAUUCACAAAAACUGAUCCUGGAAUCCUCUGAAACCAUGGUGAGUCUUCUCGAUUCCUCGUUUGAAGAUGGAGUAGGGACAUCGGAUGUAAAGGAAGCGUCAACAACGCUAGCAUUUCUCAUGGGAAACUUGAUGGCUGCCUCGGGUGAUUCGGCAAAAGUGUACGGAUCUCAAAGUCCAAAAGACAGUGGGUCUGAUAUUGAGAGCGCAAGAAAAGCUGGCAAGGAAAUAGCGAAGCAGUCAACUAAGUUAGUACAUAAAAUGACUAAGAGCUUGCUGAACUUCAAGGUUGCUGGAGAGGCACCAACUGUUAUCAAAUCGCCAUCAAUGAGCAUUGUGGUGUCUCGUCAACAACCGAGUCAAAUGGGGAACAAAACAUUAGGAGACGGUGAAUCGCAAGUAGAUAUGCCUCCUUCUGAUGAAAUUUUUGGUGAUACCAUGAAAAAUAGCUCAUUUGUUGAUGCAGAGUUCCUGGCGUUCCCCGAAAACCAUAAUACUUGGGACCCAAGCGCCGAGGAUGUAUCAAGUACUGUAAGUCUAAACCUUAAGACGGAAAACUCAACCGAAAUAAAAGUGGAUGGAUUAUCGAAACCGUUCUCGAUGUACAUCCCAAGAAAGGUCCCUGAGCUUUCGCCGGUCAGCAAUGCGACAUUCAUUGGCAAGGAGAUGGGAUCUACCGCUUUUCAUAGGUACAACUGGAGUAUGGAUAGUAUCCCUCUUCACAUCAUCUUUCUAGCAAACUACUCAGAUGUGAUCAUAGAUGUAUAUUUUAAAUACAAAGAACGCCCAAAUGUCAAGAGAGACCCAUUAUAUGUAACUAUACCAGACCAAUCCUUUUGCACAUCAGACUCUUCAGGACUACAGAAGUGUUCUCAAGAGGCGUAUGCGAUAUUAGUUAAUGAGUCUAUAGUAAAAGAGACUGGAAAUUACUACUUGGCGCUAAAAAUGAAAAGGCCUGGUGGUGAACCUCAGAGUCGGACAAGAAGAGACUGCGGCACUUACAAGCGUCAAAAGCGAUCAUGCCUCAAAUAUAAAGAUCCUCCAGAGCGACCACCUACCCUACCCCCUGGAGUAGACAUCUCUAAGGCUACUUUUGUUGAUAAUGUUCCUAAAUAUGAUCCAGAAAAGCAUAUGGCAUAUUCUCUAACGACCAUUUACUCACCUUGUAAAUAUUGGAACGAAAAAAAGGAGGUGUGGACAACAAAUGGGUGCAAGGUUGGAAAGAACACAAAGCUUCACGCAGUCCAUUGUCUCUGCAACCAUCUAACCCAGUUUGGUGGAGGUUUGUUGGUUGCUCCAAACCCAAUUGAUUUUGACCAGGUCUGGGCAGGAUUUGGAAACAUCUCGGACAAUCUUGCAGUACUUCUGACUAUCUGUACAGCCUUUGCUUUGUAUAUUUUGAUUGGAGUCUUAGUGCGUAAGAAGGACAAGAAAGAUCUUCUUAAGGGAGGUGUAACCAUUAUUGAGAUCGAGGACGGUCGUUAUCUUGGUGCCAACAGUAAUGAUUAUCAUAUAACGGUACAAACUGGAUCUUGGCAAAACUCAGCUACAACAGCUAAAGUCUGUAUGAAUAUCAUCGGACAAAAAGGUCAAAGUGGUACUUUGUCUCUCCAAGAUGACACCAAGCACCUUUUUGCUCGAGGUGCUACAAAUGAAUUCCAGGUCACUUUACCAUCAAGCCUUGGACCUCUUCAGUACUUAAGAGUAUGGCAUGACAUGUCUGGUGAAGAUUCAUCUUGGUACCUGAGCUACGUCAUCAUUCGGGAUCUUAACUCUCAGCAACAAUGGAUUUUUGUAUGUGACCGCUGGCUUGCGCUUGAUAAGGACGACGGGCUUGUGGACCGCUUGAUAAUCGUAAGCGGUGAUAAGGAAUUGAAAAACUUCAAGACAUUAUUUCGAACAAAGACCUCUCAGGAUCUAUUUGACGGUCAUUUGUGGCUGUCAGUCAUAGGUAAACCGCCGAAAAGCAGUUUCACUCGGCUCCAACGUCUAUCUUGCUGCAUGUCCUUGCUUUUUACGACAAUGAUGACCAGUGCAAUGUUUUAUAAUCUACCUGGUGGAGCUACUGAUGGAUCCUCUGUUGCAAUCGGUCCAUUAAGAUUCAGUAUAAGACAAUUAAUGAUUGGUAUUCAAAGCAGUUUCAUUGCACUUCCUGUAAAUGUUAUCAUCAUUCAGAUAUUUCGAAAGGCGCGACCAAAACCAGAAAAAAAUGACCUUGAUGAUGUACAAGGUACCGUUUUCGAGUUUGAUGGAAUCUCUAAAUGUGAAAAUAAGCCAGAAUACAGCAAUUCUGAGGAGAAGCAAAAACAAGAAGGAAUUCCAUAUUGGACCGUAUACAUUGCUUGGACGCUCUGUUUUCUGAUGACUUUAACGUCAGCCACCAUAACAUUAUUCUAUAGCAUGAUGUGGGGAAAGGAAAUAUCCGAGCAAUGGCUUACGUCUAUGCUUGUGUCUUUUUUCCAAGACGCUUUUGUAACUCAACCAAUUAAAGUGUGCGGAAUCGCUCUUUUUGUGGCUGCUGUAUUAAAAACACUUCCCAGUGAUUUCCAAAAUGCGAGUGCAGGUAAGAAAGUGAAUGACGAGGGGACGUCGUCCGAGGCCAGUGAUUUUCAUCCCGAAGCCUGCGUUGACUUUGAACCACCAGACCCAGAGAUGAUUGAGAAAGCAAGACAACACAAGCUAAAAGAAAACCAGAUGUAUGGUAUAAUGAAAGAAAAUAUCUUCCACGCCGUGUUUUUGCUCAUGUUGGUGGUCAUCAGUUAUUCGGAUAGAGAUCCAAUGGCAUAUUAUCAAACGAAUACGCUAAACAAUGCUCUCAGCAAAGAGGUUCAGGACCCAAAAGCUUUCUGGUCUUAUUUGUAUGGCAGCCUUCUUCCAUUCGCGUAUGAUGGACGAACUUCCAAGUCUGAUCCAGAUCUUGAGGGAUACGCAUCUGACAAAAACUUGUAUAUAGUAGGGAUGCCACGAUUGCGACAACUUCGGGUUAAGAAAGUUCCAUGCUCUGUGAGAUUAACAGAAAACAUUUGUGAAAACUUCUACUCUGCAUUCGAUGAGGUCCAGUCAUUCUUUCUUCCUGGCUGGAAGAAGAACUCGAAUCUGACGCCGAGUGUAUGUCCAGAGCCUUGGCGCUACAAAGGAAUACUAGAACUCAAUGGAAUUCCUUACUGGGGACAGGCCAAUUUCUACGGUGGAGGUGGCUACACUGCAAAUCUUGGCUACAACACUGAUCAGGCUAAUCGAGUUAUAAGUGAGCUGAAAUUGAAUAAGUGGAUUGAUGACCAAACUAGGGCCAUAUUCGUCGAACUGACUGUUUACAAUGCUUAUGCCAACCUUUUCAGUGUAUUAACCCAUCUCGUGGAGAUGCAAGGACUGGGCGGUAGUAUUUCUCUUCUAAGGAUCGAAACUUUUCGUUUGUAUCCCAACCCAGGGCCUAAUAACUCUGUUGUCAUGAUCAGCCAAUUUUUAGUGUUGGCCAUCACUUUUGUGAUGACGUACAUAAACUGUAAAAAAAUCUUUCAUCUUCGCAAGGAGUACUUCCAGGUCUUUUGGAAUGUUAUACAAUUAGUGAUCAUAAUCCUUACGUUCGUUUGUGUGGGUUUGGUAAUAGUACGGAAGAUCGACGCUGAGAGAACUAUUCAAAAAGUAUACGAUAACCCUUUCGUCUUUAUUAGCUUCCAGUAUACCACACAGUGGGCGACAGUGAACACCUAUGUUAUCGCCCUCAUUGUAUUCCUCACCACCUUAAAAUUUCUUUAUCUAAUGAGAUUCAACCGGAAUAUCGUUGUUCUCUAUAAGACUGUUGUGAGGGCGUCACCAAAGCUCAAACUCCUGUCGUUAGAAGCGUUCGUGCUCUUCGCUUCGUUGGUUAGUUUUUCGUAUUUGUACUUCGGUCGAUAUACAAAUGGAUUUGGAUCAUUGCUCCUGACAAUACAAACCCUUCUAGCUAUGAUGCUUGGGAAGGCUUACUUCGUGGAGCUCUCACUAACGGAUUCCAUUUUGGGUCCAGUCUUCUUUGUGGUGUUCGCUGUGUUAAUGGUUUUCUUUCUGCUGAACAUUUUCAUAGCAGUUCUCAUGGAUACCUACGCUGAGGUCAGCGAGGAGACGAAUCUAAACAACAAGGAAUUUGAAAUAGCUGAUUUUAUGAUUCAAAGAUUAAAAGUAAUGGUGGGUGUGAGCAAGCCUAUAGGUCAACCAUGGAAUGUCCCUCGAUUGGAGUAUAUACCCGGGGUAGACGAGGAAACACAGAGGCGACUUGACUUAGAGAAAAGUAUCAUAGAUCUACCAAAGAAAGUGCAAGGAAUACACAGAUCCUUAGUUGAUCUAGAAAGUAUGAGUGUGGAUAUUGAUAUGGCAGAAAAGGAAAUAGUGGAAGCACUCGCUUCCCACUACGAUACUGACAGUUUGAGUUCCGAGGACGAUUCUACCUCCACGAUAGUUUUAGAGCUUCUACAAGAUGACGAAUAAGUUCAUUACGCAAGGUCAACAAUCAUGGAUAAUAAAAAUACUAGUGCUUUUAUCA
Molecule: messenger RNA, 12534 nt
Organism: Exaiptasia diaphana
Lineage: Eukaryota; Metazoa; Cnidaria; Anthozoa; Actiniaria; Aiptasiidae
Exons: 34
Coding region: 3-12479 (4158 amino acids)
Biological process (GO): detection of mechanical stimulus
Cellular component (GO): membrane
Molecular function (GO): calcium ion binding; protein binding; calcium channel activity
Source: RefSeq, a predicted model, not a curated record